This is a messenger RNA of Radiomyces spectabilis, 754 nucleotides long. Its product is annotated as 60S ribosomal protein L10-A. Gene Ontology annotation, cellular component: ribosome; cytosolic large ribosomal subunit. Gene Ontology annotation, molecular function: structural constituent of ribosome. Gene Ontology annotation, biological process: ribosomal large subunit assembly; translation. Bases 47 to 697 code for a protein of 216 amino acids. Lineage: Eukaryota; Fungi; Mucoromycota; Mucoromycetes; Mucorales; Radiomycetaceae. The transcript has 2 exons. The record is from RefSeq and is a predicted model, not a curated record.
GUGAAUCCCUCCUUUCUUUCCGUACUUCUGUACCUGGAUUUUAGCCAUGGGUCGCCGUCCCGCUCGUUGCUACCGUUACUGUAAGAACAAGCCUUACCCCAAGUCUAGAUACUGUCGUGGUGUCCCCGAUGCCAAGAUCAGAAUCUACGAUUUGGGUCGCAAGAAGGCGCACGUCGACGAUUUCCCUCUUUGCGUCCACUUGGUGUCCAACGAGUACGAACAAUUGUCGGCUGAAGCUCUUGAAGCUGGUCGUAUCUGUUGUAACAAGUACAUCACCAAGACCUCCGGCAAGGACUCUUUCCACAUGCGUAUCCGUGUCCAUCCCUUCCACGUCACCCGUAUCAACAAGAUGUUGUCGUGCGCUGGUGCCGAUAGAUUGCAAACCGGUAUGCGUGGUGCUUUCGGCAAGCCCAAUGGUCUCGUUGCCCGUGUCAACAUCGGCCAGAUCAUUUUCUCCGUCCGUACCAAGGACUCCAACAAGGCUGUUGUUAUUGAAGCCUUGAGACGCUGCAAGUACAAGUUCCCUGGUCAGCAAAAGAUCAUUGUCUCCAAGAAGUGGGGUUUCACUCCUCUCUCUCGCGAAGACUACAUCGUUGCUCGCUCCGAAGGCAAGCUCCGUCCCGAUGGUUGCUACGUCAAGUUCGUCCCCAACAAGGGCAAGCUCAACGACUACUUCCGUGAAGCCAGCAGAGUUUAAACUCUCUUGCACAAAAAAUUUAAAUAAACGUGUGGGUGAUUCAUGCAUUGCAUGGCU